GAAAUCAUCUAAAUGUAAUGCAAAAAUAGGUAAAAAUAUAAAACAUUGCAAUAUUAACUUUAAGUCGAUUUAAACAGACUAAAUCAAUCUUCAUUACCGAAGACUAACACUGUUAACACUCAAAACAUACCAAGAUCUAGUAGAAAUAAGUUGUACAUAACUGAAUCUAUUACCAACUUCAUCUCUUUGAUCAUUUGCAGCAAUUUCAAAUCAUCUCAACCUGCAUAUAACUGAAUAUCGUAUAACAAAAAAAGCACCAUCAUACAAACACAGCUCUUUUUUUUUUUUUUCAGUAUAUGGUCUGAUAUAGUUGACAACGUUUUACGGUUUAAGUUCUAGUAUAUUUCACAUUCCCACGUUAUCAAUAUGGCUAAGAGACCAUUAGGAUUAGGUAAGGCUUCCAAAGCCAAGAAACAAAAGAAACCGAUUGAAGAAAAAGAAGAAUCGAUUGAAGUUGGUUCCACUGAAGAUCAAGCUGGUGAAGGUGAACUUACGGUUGAAUUAAAAGAGGAAGCUGAUGCUGAUGAUGAGUUGGCUCAAUUACAAGCUUUAUGGAAUACGUAUUUUGAAUCUGAUCGUGAUAAUGAAUUGGUGUUGAAUGGAAUCGUUCAUGAAUGUGAUCGUUUAUUAAGAAAUAGUAAUGAGAAAGCUGCAGAUGAAAGUAAAGAAGGUAAAGAGGAGGAAGAUGAUGAUUCAUUACCUGAUUUCUUUUACGCAAUCUAUGCACUUUCAUUAGCUGAAUUAAGUAAUUUCCAUCCUGAUGAAGUUGAAUCCUAUUUCAAAGAAUCCUUAGAUAGAAUUGAAAUAGGAUUGGAGAAAUAUUCAGAAUCCAGAGUGUUGUGGUUCGCAGAGAGUAAGAUUUUAUUAUUAAAACUUUCUUUACAACACGUUUCGCAAUUAACCAUCGAUACAGAAGAGGAACAUGGUCAACAUAUGGAAUUGGAGAAUAUUUUAGAUGAAGCUUAUCUUUCUUUUGGUGCAGCACUUGUAAGCUGUAAAAUGAAUAACGAUUAUAGUUUAAUAAAUCGUGAGACUUAUGAAUUUUUUGAAAUUUUAGAUGAUUUAUUAGAUAUCAUAAAUAAUUUCGGAAAACAUAACAAAGAAGAAGAUGACGAGGAAGAAGAUGAUGAUGAAGAUGAUGAUACAGAAUUAGACGAGCUUCAUCCAUUAUCACCUAUUCUUGAAGAUUUCAAAUAUAAUCAAUGGUUGAAAGAUAAACUUAUUGAAUUUUCAGAUUUUUUUGUAAAGUUCAAAUAUGAUAAAACUUCUCCUGAAGAUGUAUCAUUAUACCGUGAUAUGUCGAAACGUAUUGGUCAAUGGUAUUUACGAGAAGCUGAAAUCCCAAUUAAAGUCUAUACUACUUUAACCUAUGAUGAUGAAUUCGAAGGAAUUGAAGAAUAUGAAGGAUUAACAGUAAAUGAAGCUCAAUCAAAAGGUCAAAAUUCUUUAAAACUUGCAUUAGAUGCUUUAAAACAAGCUCAAGAUGAAGAUGAUCCUGAAACUUGGGUUGCUGUGGCUGAAUGUAUGAUAAGUUUAGGUAAUUUAUAUCAACUUGAUUGUAAAGAUCAAGAAUUUUAUUAUAAAUCAGCUGAAGAAAUCUUAAUUAAAGCUAAUAUUAGUACAAAUGGUAAAUAUGAUGAUAUAUUAGAAAAUUUAUUAGAUAAUUAGAUACUUAAAAAAAAAAAAUAGAAUAAUGAGAGGCAAGACGUUAAAAAUGGAGGAGGAUAAAAAUCUAUAUUAAAUUUAUAUAAAUAACAAUGAAUAAAACUGAUGAGUUAUAUAAUUUUAAAAUGGGGAAUUAACUUGAAAUUGAAGUGGAA
Scheffersomyces coipomensis is the source of this 1820-nucleotide messenger RNA. RefSeq lists its product as uncharacterized. The coding region runs from base 367 to 1668 and encodes 433 amino acids. Gene Ontology annotation, cellular component: nucleus. Gene Ontology annotation, molecular function: protein binding. NCBI's taxonomy places the organism in Eukaryota, Fungi, Ascomycota, Pichiomycetes, Serinales, Debaryomycetaceae. The transcript has a single exon. The record is from RefSeq and is a predicted model, not a curated record. Gene Ontology annotation, biological process: positive regulation of SREBP signaling pathway.